This is a messenger RNA of Vanderwaltozyma polyspora DSM 70294, 822 nucleotides long. RefSeq names its product H(+)-transporting V1 sector ATPase subunit D (gene VMA8). The transcript has a single exon. Gene Ontology annotation, cellular component: fungal-type vacuole membrane; vacuolar proton-transporting V-type ATPase complex. Bases 1 to 822 code for a protein of 273 amino acids. Gene Ontology annotation, biological process: vacuolar acidification. Gene Ontology annotation, molecular function: proton-transporting ATPase activity, rotational mechanism. NCBI's taxonomy places the organism in Eukaryota, Fungi, Ascomycota, Saccharomycetes, Saccharomycetales, Saccharomycetaceae. The record is from RefSeq and is a predicted model, not a curated record.
AUGUCAGGUAACAGAGAGCAGGUAUUUCCCACCCGUAUGACAUUGGGUGUCAUGAAGACCAAGUUAAAGGGUGCUAAUCAAGGGCAUUCUUUAUUGAAACGUAAGUCUGAAGCCUUGACUAAACGUUUCCGUGAUAUUACCAAGAGAAUUGAUGAAGCCAAGCAAAAAAUGGGCCGUGUAAUGCAAACAGCAGCAUUCUCAUUAGCAGAAGUUUCAUAUGCUACUGGUGAAAAUAUUGGUUACCAAGUACAAGAGAGUGUCUACAAUGCUAGAUUCAAGGUCAGAGCUCGUCAAGAUAAUGUCAGUGGUGUCUAUUUACCACAAUUUGAAUCAUAUAUUGAUAAAAGUAUCAAUGAUUUUAAAUUAACUGGUCUAGGUCGUGGUGGUCAGCAAGUCCAACGUGCAAAGGAAAUAUAUUCAAAGGCAGUAGAGACAUUAGUAGAACUAGCAUCUUUACAAACUGCAUUCAUUAUAUUAGACGAAGUUAUUAAGGUUACAAAUAGAAGAGUCAACGCCAUUGAGCAUGUUAUCAUCCCAAGAACUGAAAAUACAAUUGCAUACAUCAAUAGUGAAUUGGAUGAAAUGGAUAGAGAAGAAUUUUAUAGACUGAAAAAAGUGCAGGAAACUAAACAAAAACAAACUGCUAAAUUGGAUGAAGAACUAAAAGCAAAGAUGGCAGAAGAAGCUGCAAAAUCUGGAAAUAACGAGUCCACCAAUGAAGAAGAAGCAGAAACGGAAACAGAAGGAACAAUGACUAUUCAAACAGAAAAUGAAAGUACUAAUGAUCUUGUAGCUGACAAUGAGGAAGAUGUUAUCUUUUAA